AUGGUUCGCAGAUCCUCUUCUCGGGCGAGUUCUUUCCACCCCUGGGUGGUCUGCGGUGUCGUUUGUUUCGCGGUCGGAUUUGUUUGCUUGGACUUCGUGAACGGCCGUGGACGAAGCCCAGACCGAUCAGCACGACGGGCAUCCGGACCAUCACUGCUACCUCCGGAGGUGCCUCCAGAGUCUCGUUGGGAUUUGUGGCCUGCACUUCCUGUGGCUCCAUAUGAACGACGCCGAACGAUACUAGCAGAGUAUAUCCCAGGAAAGCUCUGGGGACUUGAGCAGAAGCUGGGCUUGCUUUACGUGCAUGUGCCCAUUCGCAUGACAGUUCUUCGAUUAGAAGCUGGAGGCCUCUUGGUCUAUGGUGCAGUGGCACCAACUGGCGAGUGUAUCUCCAUUCUGCGUGGUUUAGAAGCGUCCUAUGGCACGGUGCGUUUCUUGAUCCUUCCCACCGUGGCGGUAGAGCACAAGACCUUUGCUGGACCUUUGGCGCGGCAGCUUCCAGAGGCUGAAGUCUGGUAUGCGCCCGGUCAAUAUUCUGUACCUUUUCCGCUGCCGCUGGAAUUCCUCGGCUUUCCCUUAACGCGCCUUCGUGAACUGCCCAAAACGAGUGAGGGCGCGGAUUUGCCAUGGGGCUCUGAGCUUGAACACAAGGUGCUCGGCCCAGUGGGGAAGGAUCCCUCCACCGGCGCCUUUUGCGAGGUCGCCUUCUAUGUGCCGCGGCUCCGUUUGUUGCUGCUGACAGAUUUGUUGAUCUCAAUUCCAGCGUCGCCGCCAGCCAUCUUGCAAGAAGAUCCCAGGCCGUUGCUGUUCCAUGCAAGAGACGGUCCACUGGAGCCUUUGGAGUCAGAUGUGAGGGCUUUGCAGCGGGGAUGGCAGAGGAUUGUGAUCUUCUCGCUCUUCUUCCAGUCUGGGGCGAUUGAUGUGCAAAGCAUCGGUGAAGCAAUUCAGGAUGCCCAGAAGUCCAAAGCCCCGGAACUCGGUUGGGGUGGUCUUCUGCCCUGGAACUACCGGGAAGACUGGCAAGAGGCCUUUGAGGCGGUGUCUGGGGGUGUUUUGGUUCCACCAAUCCUACAGGCCUUAGUCCUCAAUCGUGGAGAACGCGAUGCCAAAGCCUUGCGAGACUUCGUAGAUGCUGUGAGCGCCUGGCCCUUCGAACGGAUGCAAUCCUUACAUUUCGAUGGACUUACAGCUUGCACACCAAGCGACUGGAGGUCUGCCUUCCGCCGAUUCCUGGAUGAGCCUCUGCUGCCUUUUGGAACCUCGGGCCCCAAGCCACGAGAAGUGGACUUGGAAUUCUUGCGCGGCUUUGGACGUCAACUUCAGGCAGGUGGCAUCAUCGAUCCUUUGUUAGAAAAACGUCAGAGCCUUGUGUGA
Durusdinium trenchii is the source of this 1374-nucleotide messenger RNA. Lineage: Eukaryota; Dinophyceae; Suessiales; Symbiodiniaceae. The record is from the annotation of a GenBank genome assembly.